UCGUCGGCGUACAUGAGAACACGAAAAAAAUAUUACUACCAGCGAAUUUAAAUUAAAAAAAAGAAAAAAGACCCACAAUUUCAGAACAGCUACCUACCGCGCUCGACCAUCGACAGAGAAAUGGAAGCAGAAUGGAGAGACAAGAAGCUUUAUCCUUUACUGGGAAUACUUUUACUUUCGAUACUUCUCUAUCUCAACUUUGGCAACAAUCUCAUUAGUUUUUCAAUUCCAUGGCAACCCCAAAUGGAUUUUGUGUCUGCCAACUCCACGCAUUUCAUCAUCGUCAACGCUGGUGCUGCUGCUGCAGAGAACCCGUCAACGGUCUACAUCAACGGCUGGAACUCCUACUGGCUAAUGCAGGAGAGCAUUUGGGGUGGUCCGUCGAGAUCAAGGGUGUCGAAGAUGCUCCAGAAAGGGGCCCAAAUGGGAUUGACUGUGUGCAGAACUUGGGCCUUCAACGAUGGUCAUGGACCUAAUUCCUUGCAGAUCUCUCCUGGUGUCUUCAACGAAAGAGUCUUUCGGGGAUUGGAUUAUGUGAUUGUUGAGGCAAGGAAGCAUGGAAUUAGAUUGAUACUAAGCUUGGUGAACAAUUUAAAUAACUUUGGUGGUAAAGCCCAGUAUGUGAGAUGGGCACAAGAAGCCAGAAUGAAUGUUUCUUCUUCAACUGAUUCAUUUUUUUCACACCCAAUUAUUAAAGAUUACUACAAGGCUUACAUCAAGGGAAUUUUGUGUAGAAAGAACUCCUUGAGUGGUGUUAAGUAUGCUGAUGAACCGGCAAUAUUUGCUUGGGAGCUGAUGAAUGAGCCCCGGUGUGCAUCCAAUUCCUCUGCUCCCAUUCUUCAGGCAUGGAUCACCGAGAUGGCUGCUUUUGUCAAAAGUCUGGAUCAAAAACAUUUAGUGACUGUCGGACUUGAGGGGUUUUAUGGCCUGAAUACAACUAAGGGACCAGAAGUAAAUCCUGGGGAGUGGGCAGCCUCACUAGGAUCAGACUUUAUACAGAACUCAGCAAUUGAGAACAUUGACUUUGCUUCCGUUCAUGCAUACCCUGAUAGCUGGAUACCACAUGCUGAUUUGGGAACAAAAGCUCGUUAUCUUACUCAGUGGGUGGAUUCUCACAUAAGUGAUGGGGAUCAUGUGCUAAGAAAACCGGUUCUCUUCACAGAAGUUGGCUCUUUGGUGCAUGUGAACAAGCAAGGAUUUGCUGAUGAGGAUAUUCUGUUAAAGACCAUGUAUGAUAAAAUUUAUGAGUCAGCGAAGAAGAGGCAAUCUGGGGCAGGGGCAUUAAUUUGGCAGUUACUAGUUGAAGGAGUGGAGGAAUAUGGUGACAGAUUUUCCUUGGUAGCCUGGGAUAAUCCCUCCAUCUACAAGCUGAUAUUAAAGCAAUCAUGUAGGCUUCAAAGCGUUUUUGCAAAGAGCAGUUGGAACAGGAAACUUAACAAGGAUCCUUGCUUUGGUCAACUACCUUGACAAGAGUUCAUUGAAGGACGUAUAUAACCUGACCUCUUUUGUGGAGAAAGGAGUGUUAAUAGUUGUAUUGGGAUCAUUUUGGUAUAUUAUUCAAUUUGUAAAGAAAACAAGAGAUAGAUUUAAAAUGGAGGAAAUAUGAUAGCUCAAACUUGAGAUUAAGGCAUUUGUAUCCAUUCAUUCAACAAAUGUGUAUGUAGAAAAUCAAUAGUUUGCUGGUUAGCAACCAGGUAUUUAUAAGCAGCUGGUUUCCUUUGAAUAUACUUGUAAAAAACGCAUCUUCAAUUCUUCAUUCGCAAAAAUACU
Molecule: messenger RNA, 1770 nt
Organism: Durio zibethinus
Lineage: Eukaryota; Viridiplantae; Streptophyta; Magnoliopsida; Malvales; Malvaceae
Product: mannan endo-1,4-beta-mannosidase 6-like
Biological process (GO): polysaccharide catabolic process
Molecular function (GO): mannan endo-1,4-beta-mannosidase activity
Source: RefSeq, a predicted model, not a curated record